AUGUCGCUCGAGGAUGGGUUCGACAUUCGGAUGAGGCUGCGGAUAUUGCCCAUUCGAAAGUCUUCUGGGCCACGCAAAGCGUCAAAGGCCCUAAAGGCCGACACUCGAGAACGCCAGUUCACACUCACAUCGCUUGUAGAUCAAGCAACAACAAAUCACAAUCUCUCCAUAGUCGGGUACAGGUGUUGCAAAUGGUUCCGAACAACAAAAGAACUGUCCAACGGCGAAUUGCUGAAGAAGUCACUUGUUGGAGAGGUCGACAUCUUUGUUGCCUCGAGAAGUGCGUGGCUUGUGCGGUUCAACGUCAACGGCGAAAUCGAACAAGUGCUUAUGAACGCCGAGCAAGUUGCAAAGGCAAUUCACAUUGCCUAUCACAACGGCGUUGAUGUCACAUCAAAAAUGUCCCUCGUAGUAUAA
Molecule: messenger RNA, 417 nt
Organism: Aphanomyces invadans
Lineage: Eukaryota; Oomycota; Saprolegniomycetes; Saprolegniales; Verrucalvaceae
Exons: 1
Coding region: 1-417 (138 amino acids)
Source: RefSeq, a predicted model, not a curated record